AUGGCUACCAGUGAGCUGGAUCAAUUUCUGGAAGCUGUUGAUGAGAAUGUAUUAGAGUCUGGAAAAACAGAAAGAGAUCAGACAAAAUGUAGUGUUUGUGAAAAGGAAGAACAGGUAAAAUACUACUGCCAGGAUUGCAGACAGUACUUGUGCUCUACUUGUAGUGAUCAACAUAAGAAGUACAGACUCUUUGCCAAUCACAGGUUACAUUUAAUAGAGGAUGUGCAAUCAAUGAGCCCCUCUCAGAUGACUUUGUUACAUCCACCUCUGUGUUCACAUCACAAUAAACCUUUGGAGUUCUACUGCACAGAUUGUGAAACUCCAAUCUGUGUGAAUUAUACAAUUAUGGACCACAAGCAAUGGGAAGGGAAACACAAAUCAAUGAGCAUUCAAACAUUUGAAGAAGUGUCAGCCAACUUCAAACAGUCAGUAGAGCAUAAUGUUGAGGUAUUGCAUAUGAAAAUGGGAAAUAACGAUGUCGGAUGCACUGAGAAUGAAGACUUGCAAAAGCAAGUGGUGAAGCUUAAGUCAUUGUUGACUACCAAACGAGAACAGGUUGCAACUCUGCGUAACAUGGUGAAAGCAAGUAAAACCACUGCUGAAGUUGCAUUGUCAAAUCUCAAGAGUAAGUACCAAAGUGAGAAGCAAAUUAUUGCAGAAACGAUGAUGAAACUAAGAGGAGAGUUGAAGGCUCUUAAGGAGGACGCUGCAACGUUCACCACUCUACGUGCUUUGUUUGCCAGCCGCUGCGAUGAGUAUGUCACCCAGGUAGAUGAAUACCAACGACAGCUACUCUCAGCUGAGGAAGAGAAGAGGACAUUGAACUCGUUGCUCCGGAUGGCAAUCCAGCAAAAACUAGCAAUGACUCAGCGCUUGGAGGAUUUAGAGUUCCGCAAUGAGACACAGACUGUCCGCAAACAGACAUUGGCUUCAACAUCACGUAAACAUUGGUUUUCCAAAGUGAGUUCUCCUAAAUCUUUAUGUCCAUUACCAACAAAACCACCACCUAUCAAAACUGAUUUUGUUUCCAAACCACCUCCAUCUAAAAUACGCCAAGACAAAUCGUUGAGAGAAUAUAAAUUUAUAUUUAGUAUUUAA
Messenger RNA from Anneissia japonica, 1098 nucleotides. RefSeq names its product protein bicaudal D-like. Gene Ontology annotation, biological process: protein localization to organelle; microtubule anchoring at microtubule organizing center; regulation of microtubule cytoskeleton organization. Gene Ontology annotation, cellular component: Golgi apparatus; cytosol. The transcript has a single exon. The record is from RefSeq and is a predicted model, not a curated record. Gene Ontology annotation, molecular function: dynein complex binding; dynactin binding; cytoskeletal adaptor activity. Lineage: Eukaryota; Metazoa; Echinodermata; Crinoidea; Comatulida; Comatulidae. The coding region runs from base 1 to 1098 and encodes 365 amino acids.